GAUGCGGUGCUCUAGUAUGUCAGACACAGGAAAAAGGAUGUCCGGAUCCUCUACCGUGCAGUCCUUUUAAAACGACGUAGGAUGGAAGCAAGGCUACAGUUGAUAACUAUUUUGGUCCAUAGGUCAUGAAAUCAUGGCUCAAAUCAAUUGGUGAAAGUUUAAGAACACAUAAUGUGUUUGAUCUAAAUGUGAAGAUAACCCAGUUGGGAAAAUGGGGUCGGAUCGAAGAAGCUGCCAAGAUAUUCAACCAAAUGCUCCAUCCCAACACUGUAACCUACAAUUCCAUGAUCUCUGCUUACAGUAAAAAUGGCAGAAUAAACGAUGCACGCCAACUGUUCGAGAAAAUGCCAAGUAGAAACUUGGUUUCUUGGAAUGCCAUGAUCGCCGGGUACUUGCGCAAUGACAAAGUUGAUAAAGCACGUGAACUGUUUGAUAAAAUGCCCCAGAGGGACGCCUUUACUUGGUCUUUGAUGAUAACUUGUUAUACUCGUAAUGGGGAGCUCGAAAAGGCUAGAGAAUUGUUCGAUUUGUUUCCUGAUAAGAUGAACCCGGUCUGUUGGAAUGCAAUGAUUUCCGGGUACGCGAAGAACAGACGGUUUAAUGAUGCUAGGAAUCUUUUUGAUGAAAUGCCCGAUAGAGAUUUAGUUUCGUGGAAUUCAAUGCUCGCUGGGUACACCCAAAAUGGUGAAAUGUCUCUGGGUUUGAAAUUUUUUGAAGGAAUGGCCAAGAGGGAUGUGGUUUCGUGGAAUUUAAUGGUGGAUGGGUUUGUGGAGGCGGGUGAUCUGGAUUCGGCUUGGCAGUUCUUCCAGAGGAUUCCUAACCCAAACAUUGUCUCUCAAGUCACAAUGCUAUGUGGGUUUUCUAGGAAUGGUCUAAUUGAGGAGGCUAGGAGACUCUUUGAUCAAAUGGUUGAUAAAAAUGUGGUUUCUUGGAAUGCAAUCAUAGCCACUUAUGUCCAGGACUUCCAAAUCGAGGAGGCGAUAAGGUUAUUCGCACAAAUGCCUGAGAAGGAUGCUGUAUCAUGGACUACCAUGAUUAAUGGAUUCAUUCGCGUUGGUAAGCUGGAUGAAGCUAAGCAGUUAUUGGGUAGAAUGCCUUACAAAAAUGUUGGAGCCCAAACUGCAAUGAUCUCUGGAUAUGUACAGAAUAAAAGAAUUGACGAUGCUCGUCAAAUUUUCAAUAAGAUAGGCACCCGAGAUGUUGUUUGUUGGAACACUAUGAUUGCAGGCUAUGCUAACUGUGGAAGAAUGGAUGAAGCUUCAAAUUUAUUUAAACAGAUGGCCCGAAAGAACAUAGUUUCGUGGAAUACUAUGAUUUAUGGUUAUGCUCAAGCAGGUGAAAUGGACAAAGCACAUAAAAUUUUUGAGGAGAUGGGGCAGAGGAAUAUAGUUUCUUGGAAUAUCCUAAUUUCAGGUUUUACCCAAAACAGUUUAUACAUUGAUGCACUCAAAAACUUUUCAUUGAUGGCAAGGGAUGGUAAGAGACCCGAUCAAUCCACAUUUGUUUCUGGACUAAGUUCUUGUGCAAAUCUUGCUGCUUUGCAAGUUGGGAAACAACUUCACCAAGUUGCUAUGAAAAGCGGUUAUUAUGCGAAUGACUUGUUCGUCAGUAAUGCCUUGAUCUCUAUGUAUGCCAAGUGUGGAACGAUUUUGAGUGCUGAAUAUGUAUUCAAUGAUAUUGAUAGUGUCGAUGUUAUAUCGUGGAAUUCGUUGAUUGCUGGGUAUGCCGCAAAUGGAUAUGUGGAAGAGACGAUUAAACUCUUUCGGGAUAUGGUAGUCAAAGGGGUGAUCCCUGAUCAGGUUACUUUUGUUGGACUUCUAUCGGCAUGCAGUCAUGGUGGACUAAUUGAAAAGGGUCUGGAUUUGUUUAGGUCCAUGACCGAGGAGUACAAUAUAGAACCUUUGGCCGAACACUAUGCUUGCAUAGUUGACUUGCUCAGCCGCGUGGGUAGAUUGGAAGAAGCCUUUGAGAUGGUGAGAGAAAUGAAAAUCGAGGCCAAUGCAGGAAUAUGGGGUGCUUUACUCAGUGCUUGUCGUAUACACAACAAAAAAUUUGAGAUUGCUCGGGUUGCGGCAGAGGAGCUUUCGAAAGUAGAACCUCGUAAAACUUCAAAUUAUGUGCUUUUAGCAAACAUUCAUGCUGGGGCAGGGCGAUGGGACGAGGUUGAAAGGGUGAGGAUGGAAAUGAAUGAGAGGGGAGUGGAGAAGCAACCUGGAUGCAGCUGGAUUGAGGAUCAAAAUCACCUUCAUGUUUUUCGCUCUGAUGACGACAAUGGAGUUUUGCAGCAACAACAAGCCGAUAUCGGCAAUACAUUUAAGACUUUAACUGCACAGAUGAAAACCUGCGGUGCAAGUUCUCUUCAUUCUCAUACGUAUUAUGAUUGAUGGUGUUGUUGUAAAUGAAUUUUCACUUAUUGAUACCGCACACAAUACACUUGCAAAUGUAAAUCUUAAAUUUUUUUUUUUUGUGGAUAUUAUUUAAAAUUCUUUUGACUUUAUAUAAACUUGCCAUUAUUUGGUUUUUAACA
Molecule: messenger RNA, 2527 nt
Organism: Camellia sinensis
Lineage: Eukaryota; Viridiplantae; Streptophyta; Magnoliopsida; Ericales; Theaceae
Biological process (GO): RNA modification
Molecular function (GO): protein binding; RNA binding
Source: RefSeq, a predicted model, not a curated record